GUUGGACUGUUGAACAGAUGACAACAUUUUUGCAUUUCAAAGUCACUGGAUUGAAUGACGAGGCUGUAAACCAGCUUAUCAAAGGGGGAAAACGAACUGAUUGAACAAUGGCAGCUCGUCCAACUCAGGAAAACACGGAGAACAUUCCGGACUUUGUCCAGUUAAAUGACCUGGCUUGUGAAACAACAGGAGCAAAGGUCCUGUUUGCAACAGAUGAUUGGUUUGCAGCUGCAGAGAAUCUUUUGAAGCGAGAAGCACCACAAUGGAAAGCAGAAGAUUUCACCAUUUUUGGCAAAUGGAUGGAUGGCUGGGAAACUAGGAGAAAACGAAUUUCAGGUCAUGACUGGUGUGUUAUCAAGUUGGGCAUGCCUGGAAUCAUACAUGGAUUUGACGUAGAUACUUCUUACUUUACUGGCAAUUAUGCUCCUCGUAUAUCGAUUGCAGCUGCAAACCUAAAUACUGAUGAAAUUCCAGACCUGCCUCCAAGAGGGGAGAAAACAGGAACUGCUGCUUCGGAAAAGGAAUUUGAAGUAAUCGGAAAGUUGUUGUCAGAGUUCUGGACUGAAUUGGUUCCAAUGACAAUCCUGCAACCGGGCUAUGUUGAUAAGUGCCAUAAUUAUUUUUCGACCCAGAAACUGGAGCGAUGGACUCACAUCAGACUGAACAUGUACCCAGAUGGUGGAAUUGCACGACUCAGAGUUUAUGGCAUUGGCCAAAGAGAUUGGUUAUCAGUUUCACCAAAGCAGGAAAUAGAUCUGGUUGCAAUGACCAAUGGGGGUGUAUGCUUGGGAUACAGUGAUGCUCAUUUUGGACACCCUAAGAACAUUAUCGGCAUUGGAAGAUCUAAAGUUAUGUCUGAUGGAUGGGAGACAGCCAGGAGGUUGGACAGACCGGCAAUUUUAAAGGCAGAUGAUCAGGGUAUUUUACAGGUACCUGGUUGUGAGUGGGCUGUUUUUAGACUUGGACAUCCUGGUGUAAUAACUCACAUUGAUAUUGAUACCAGCCACUUCAAAGGUAACUUCCCAGAUAGUUGUAAAAUUGAAGGAUGUUCUAUAACUCCAGAAGAAGAAAAAGAAAGAAUUGCUACAAAGUGGAAAGACUGCCGUGGUUUGAAAUGGAAGUUAUUGCUGCCAAUUACUAAGCUCAAACCACACCAGCAACACUCCUACCCCACAGAAAUGAAAGAUAUUCUAACUCAUGUGCGACUGACAAUUAAGCCAGAUGGUGGGAUCAGUAGGAUGCGGCUCUUGGGAAUUCCGUGCACUCUUCCCUCAGGAAACCUGUGAAAAGAAUCUCUACAAAUGCAUUGCAAUUUUUUUCUCUCAAUUAUAUCAAUUUUGCUAGAAAUAUACUUGUGCUGGAUUGCCAACUUUUCUUUGUUCCAGUUUGUCUUGUGUCAUUUGAAUUACUAAACUAUAGGCUUCUUAUGAGGAAGCUAGAAGAUGAAAAUUAUGACAGAAAUCUUCUCUCAAAUCCCAAUUAUAUCAUUUUUAUUACUGCAGUAGAGUUGCGAAGGCAAUGAACCUACAUGAAAUCUUAACUAGUCUGAUUUUAUAACUUAUAAAUAAUGUGUUCAAAUAUCUCUGUAAAUCCUGGUUCUAAUCUCUGCUUGAGUAAAUUAUUGAGGUUGUGGAGGUUUCCUUGUUUUGAGUAAAAUGAAGAAUUGUUGCCAAGGGAAGAAUUGUCAACGCCUUUAUCUUGUUUGCUCUGUAGUGGUUGUGCCUAUCAAUUCAAUUUUAAGGGGUCUAUUAAACACCACCUUCUCCCCACCCCUGUCCAUCUCACCCCACCCUUUGCAAGGAGAGCUGAUUAGAUACAAACAUAGGGAUUCUUGCAAGCAAAUGGAAUGGAAUGUCUAUUUUCACCCGGCUAUAUCUGAGGCAUCAUGUUUGAGGUGACCUCCUCCUUCUCCUCAUCUACUGAUGAUGGGGAAGUUCUACCUUAAAUGGACUCCCCUAGAAGUAGCAAUUGCCAGGCUGUGGCAUAUUCAAGAUUAACUUAAGUCGCCAGCAUAUCUCUACACUUUAAUCUGGCUUAUUUCAGAACUGAAUAGGAUGCAUGCAGGCUUUUAGAGCCUCUUUUUCACUCUUAAGCAAUAUUUGAUAACACUCUCUAAUUUAAAGAGUUUUGAGAAGAUUUGUAGUUCAGGUUGAGGUUCUGGAUGUAAGUUUGCUCACUGAGCUGGAAGGUUCAUUUUCAGAAGUUUUGUCACCAUA
This is a messenger RNA of Chiloscyllium plagiosum (whitespotted bambooshark), 2216 nucleotides long. RefSeq names its product allantoicase (gene allc). Gene Ontology annotation, biological process: allantoin catabolic process. Lineage: Eukaryota; Metazoa; Chordata; Chondrichthyes; Orectolobiformes; Hemiscylliidae. Gene Ontology annotation, molecular function: allantoicase activity. The record is from RefSeq and is a predicted model, not a curated record.